Pieris napi is the source of this 1078-nucleotide messenger RNA. RefSeq lists its product as uncharacterized. The record is from RefSeq and is a predicted model, not a curated record. The coding region runs from base 134 to 1078 and encodes 314 amino acids. The transcript has 3 exons. Lineage: Eukaryota; Metazoa; Arthropoda; Insecta; Lepidoptera; Pieridae.
AAUUUUUAAAACCCAUAUCGACAUACUUGUUGAUCAUGGCGGAUCCUACUCGGAGUAUGAAAAUAUAUAUUACGAGAAGCAAGCUAUAUGUAGGCGCCAAAAGAGAGAGAUAUAUCUCAAAUUAGAAACGCAUAUGGAUUCACCGGUACUUUAUUCACAUAAUUCAGAAUAUUUCUUAUAUGCCUUGGAAACAGGUAAUAAUCAAACCUGGAAAGAUUCAAUUGCAAAACAACAGCGACCUUCAUCAAAUUUUAGCAUCAGCAAAAAUUCGCUGUCAACGCAUUUCGAUAUACAAGGUCAAGGAAAUGCAAAUUUAAAUUGUAAUUCUACGCAAGGAGAGCAAUCAUUUCAAUAUAAAUCGGAUAAGAAAAACUCUUCGUCUUCGGCAAUGGUGGAAGGUUUAGCAGAAAGUGGUAACAAUCACAGUAUACAGCAGAUACCAUCAGGCAUAGCAAUGAUGCCAAUACAGAAAACCACUGAUGUGCAGCAGGAAACAUCGAUAGUGGCAUUGGCGGAAGCAGUGGCAGCCAGUCUCGGAGUGGACUCCAAAGAGCCCACCCGGUACUGGACUCCGAUAGGUCUUAGUGUUAAUCACAGUAUACAUGCAGAUACUUAUCAAGGCGGAGAAUUAUCCAAAUUGGCAGAAAGCGUAGCACAGUCGUUAACUGACUACAGCAAGGAGCAACAUAGCACAGAAGAAAAAGAAAGUUUGUCUCAGUCCAUUUCUUAUAAGAAGAAUAAAAACUUAAAUAGUAGCUUAGUAUUGUCUAAGCCUUUGUUAGAAGCACCGAUUCAAUUGUAUACGGAACCCUAUUUGCAACACAACUUAACACAAGGGUCCGACGUCGUUGUAAGAAACAAAAGCAUUAUAACUAGAAAGAGUUAUGGCAAAUUUUCGCAUGGAUCAGAAAAGGUUACACGCAAAUUAAAUGGUUUGCCUAUCAACAAAGGCAAGAAAAAUAAGAAACAAGCAUUCGUGAAAAAGGAAUUUCGAAGAAGAAAAAAUGGUGUUAAGAUUAGAAAGGAAUUUACAGGAAGGUCAAAAAGAAAGUUCAGAAAGAAAGGUAUUCUUUCGUAA